UGGUUUGAGAGGAAGUUGUGUGCACAUGCGCAGUGCGCCUGCAUAGAGCUGAAGCGCAGCGCUAUGAGAAACAAGAGAGAGAAAAACACCCCUUAUCUGUAGAGAAAGGCUCAAAAGUUCACUCGUUUCGCACAAAAUCCUUUCUACGACUCACUCAGGUCACAUAUCGCACCGUGUUUCUAUGUCUGUGAUGCGGAGUGUCUGAGAGGGUUCAUUGAGUCUCUGCUGAGAGUGGCAUCCCACAGAACUGCCAUCAUCUGCCAAGCUCUCUGCUCUGGAAGGCUCGCAAAACUCCCACAAGUGAGAUUCAGCAUUCUUACUGAGGAUGGCUUGUUUCGAGGCUGAGGUCAGUAUGCACUGUUAGUCAUUGUUUCCAGUCAUUCUGACGGCUGUGUCUCUGAGCUUGAGCCCAGGGAUGACAUGGAAGCACAACCUGCUGAUCUCUGAACACAAGGCCGAGCAGUGAGCUAAAUCAGGGACGUGGAAGGGUGAAAGCAGGCCAUGUCACGGGUUCCCACACCCCCUCCCCCAGGGGAAAUGACAUCAGGACCUGUGGCGGAAAGCUGGUGUUAUACACAGGUGAAAGUUGUGAAGUUUUCUUACAUGUGGACGAUUAACAACUUCAGCUUCUGUCGGGAGGAGAUGGGAGAAGUCGUAAGGAGCUCGACCUUCUCCUCGGGCCCCAACGACAAGAUGAAAUGGUGUUUGCGAGUGAACCCAAAGGGUCUGGAUGAUGAGAGUAAAGAUUAUCUCUCUCUGUACUUAUUGCUUGUCAGUUGCCCAAAAAGUGAAGUGAGAGCAAAGUUCAAGUUUUCUUUACUGAACGCCAAAAGAGAAGAAACUAAAGCCAUGGAAAGCCAAAGAGCCUACCGCUUCGUCCAGGGAAAGGACUGGGGCUUCAAGAAGUUCAUCAGGAGAGAUUUCUUGCUGGAUGAAGCUAAUGGACUUCUUCCUGAUGACAAGCUCACUCUGUUCUGUGAGGUGAGUGUGGUCCAAGACUCUGUAAACAUCUCUGGCCAGUCGAACACAAACAUGCUGAAGGUUCCGGAGUGUCAGCUUUCUGACGACCUGGGGAACCUGUGGGAAGGCUCCAGGUUUACAGACUGCAGCUUGUUCGUGGGAGGGCAAGAGUUCAAAGCGCACAAAUCCAUACUGGCAGCGAGGUCACCCGUAUUCAAUGCCAUGUUUGAACACAAAAUGGAGGAGAGUAAAAAAAACCGUGUGGACAUCAGCGAUGUUGAACCGGAUGUAUUUAGGGAAAUGAUGGUAUUUAUUUACACUGGUAAAGCUCCUAACCUGGAGAAAAUGGCAGACAGCCUGUUAGCUGCUGCAGACAAGUACGCUCUGGAAAGAUUAAAGGUAUUAUGUGAGGAGGCUCUCUGUAACAGUUUGUCUGUAGAGAAUGUGGCUGACAUCCUCAUCCUGGCUGACCUGCACAGCGCAGAGCAGCUUAAAGCACAAGCCAUAGACUUCAUUAAUAGAUGCAGUGUUCUUAGACAGCUGGGCUGUAAAGAUGGGAAGAACUGGAAUAGCAAUCAUGCCGCAGACAUAAUGGAGACCGCAGGUUGGAAAGCGAUGAUUCAGUCCCAUCCUCACUUAGUGGCCGAGGCAUUCCGGGCUCUCGCUUCAGCCCAGUGCACCCCUUUUGGUCUGCCUAGGAAACGGCUAAAACAGUCCUGACCUUUGCCCUCACAGACUGCUUAGAACAAAACGCAUGAGGAGGCAACUACCCCACCGAGCCCUACUUCCCCCUCCUUUUUGCGCCCCUCUUCACUCACCCGUCGCCCUUACCAGAGACCGGAUAGAGGAGCUAGUUCAAACCACAGUGCUCAAAAAGAAAUGGACUUCGCCAUGCUGUUUACUUUGGGCAUCAUUUCAAAAACGGCCUUAAAGGAUCUGCCCCUUCGCUCCUUGGUGUCUCUACUUGUAGCUACGUGCCUGCUGCGACUGAUCCCAGACCUGUCUGGAUUGCACUAGCUCCCACAUAAUGCAGUAGUUUUAACAUGGUGGUGUUUAGGACCUUAUAUGUUACAUGUUCUUGAGGGGGGAGGGUUGCAUUAGCCCUUCUCGUGAACUUGUGGUCUGACGUUUCAAAAACAACAAAAAAAAAAACAUAAGUAUACACUUACUAAACGCAUACCCACGCACACGCAUCGAGUGCAAAGAUCGUCUCCACUGACGCUUUUAAAGUGAUGUUGCCUAUAUUGCUGGCAGAAUUACACAUUGUAUGUCUAUCAUCAUUAAAAUUGGCGUUAAGUAUUAACUGAGGUCGUGCUGUAGAAUACAUUAUGAGUAUUACACAAGAGCGGCUAAAGACGUCGAUAUUUUGCACCAACUUAAACUAAUGGUAAAUAUGAAGAUUUGUUUACCGUGUUGUUUACAGAACUUGUUUUCCCCUUUUUCGCACAGAGUUAGUUUUGACUUUAGUUGAAGUUAUUUUCCAUGGUUUAACAUACUCUAUGGAUCAGGAGAGUUCUUUGUGUUUGAAAAAAUGUAUCGUGGUUCAAAAUAACUUUUAUUGCUUUGGAAAUAAAAUGGUGAAAAAAAAAAUG
Messenger RNA from Cyprinus carpio (common carp), 2552 nucleotides. RefSeq names its product speckle-type POZ protein-like B. Gene Ontology annotation, biological process: proteasome-mediated ubiquitin-dependent protein catabolic process; regulation of proteolysis. Gene Ontology annotation, molecular function: ubiquitin protein ligase binding. The record is from RefSeq and is a predicted model, not a curated record. Gene Ontology annotation, cellular component: cytoplasm; nucleus. Lineage: Eukaryota; Metazoa; Chordata; Actinopteri; Cypriniformes; Cyprinidae.